This is a messenger RNA of Anolis carolinensis (green anole), 4246 nucleotides long. It is a transcript of the gene setdb1, whose product is annotated as SET domain bifurcated histone lysine methyltransferase 1. Gene Ontology annotation, biological process: heterochromatin organization; negative regulation of gene expression. Bases 177 to 3995 code for a protein of 1272 amino acids. Gene Ontology annotation, cellular component: nucleus. Lineage: Eukaryota; Metazoa; Chordata; Lepidosauria; Squamata; Anolidae. The record is from RefSeq and is a predicted model, not a curated record. The transcript is spliced from 22 exons. Gene Ontology annotation, molecular function: zinc ion binding; protein binding; DNA binding.
GCAUGCGCACGAUGCUUUGAGAGCCCUCUGGGUUUGUUGAGGGGUGCUUGUUCCCACCCGGAAGCACGUUGAAUGGGUUUCCGGUCCUCUUAAAGCCCCCUCCCCCCUUUAUUGGUUCCAGGGAAAAUCAUUCCGCCCCUUGUUUUUCCCUCAGAGGGGGAAAAGCUUCGACCGCCAUGGCGGAGUCUGAGGACAUGAUGGAGCUGCAGCGGGAGGUGAUGGAGGAGCUGGGCAUCUCUCUGGACGACUUGAAGCAGAUGAUUGACGAGGAGCUGGAGAAGUCAGAGGAGGUCCGGCGCCGGAAGCUGGAGCUGCAGCGCAUGGAAGAAGUGGUGCAGCAGAAGGAGGCCGAGGUGGCCUACGUGGACGAGCUCCUUGACAAUGCUGUCAAGGCUGUGGAUAAAUGUGAAGUACUCUUGAAAGACGUCUAUGCCAACCUGGGCCUGGAGUAUCAUGAGACUGACUCGGAGGAGGAGGACCCCUCUUCCAAACCCUCGGAAGUCAUUGAGAUCCCCGACGAAGACGAUGAUGACGACGUUAUGAGCAUUGAUUCAGCGGACACAAGCAACAAAAUGGCAAAGGAUCAAUCGCUGCCGCAGAGCCGUGCCGCUUCCGUCUCUCCGCAGCUCCGCGAGGCCAUGGCGGCCAUGAGGAAGUCGGCACAGGACGUCCAGAAGUUCAUGGACGCGGUGAACAAAAAGUCGGGCGGCUUGGACUCUCAGAGAGGAUCUCAAUCGGUGAAUCCCGGCUGCGAGCUCAUGCAGGAGGGAGACCUGACCGUUGGGGACCGAGUGCUGGGCAAGAAGCGGACCAAGACCUGGCACAAGGGCACCCUCAUCGCCAUCCAGACCGUGGGGCCGGGGAAGAAGUACAAAGUGAAGUUCGACAACAAGGGCAAGAGCCUGUUGUCAGGGAACCACAUUGCCUACGACGCUCAUCCGCCCGUCGACAAGCUCCACGUUGGGAGCCGCGUGGUGGCCAAGUACAAGGACGGGAACCAGGUCUGGCUCUACGCCGGGAUCGUGGCCGAGACGCCCAACGCCAAGAACAAGAUGAGGUUUCUCAUCUUCUUUGACGAUGGCUAUGCCUCCUAUGUGGUCCAGCCAGAGCUCUACUUGAUCUGCAGGCCUUUGAAGAAAUCCUGGGAGGACAUUGAGGACAUCUCCUGCCGGGACUUCAUUGAGGACUACAUCACGGCCUACCCCAACCGCCCCAUGGUCUUGCUGAAGAGCGGCCAGCAGAUCAAGACCGAGUGGGAAGGGACCUGGUGGAAGUCCCGCGUGGAGGAAGUGGAUGGGAGCCUGGUUAAGAUCCUCUUCCUGGUAGGAACAGCGCAGGAUGACAAACGCUGUGAGUGGAUCUACCGGGGCUCAACCCGCCUGGAGCCCAUGUUCAGCAUGAAAACCUCCACAGCGUCCACACAAGAAAAGAAGCAAGGAGGGCAGAUGAGAACCCGACCGAAUGUCGGGGCCGUGCGGAGCAAAGGGCCCGUGGUCCAGUACAUCCACGACUUAACGGGGAGCGGUCCGCAGCAGUUCAAACCCGUGGAGCUGUCUCAGAUGCCUCCCGCGACUCCCCAGCCAGCUUCGCCCCCCUUGAUCGAAGUGGAUAGCCCCGACAGCCAGCUGUCUCAGGCCAAGAAGCAGCAGGUGGCCAAGAAAAGUACUUCCUUCCUGCGCCCGGGCUCCGUGGGAUCGGGGCCAUCGCCGCCCGCCUCCCCCGUCUUGACCGAAAUGACUCCAACUGGACGGACAAACCUCACCCAGCAGUUCCGGUAUUCGGGCGCCCCGCCCUGCGCCGUGCCCGCUCCGUCCUUCCACGGGAUGCUGGACCGGGUGCCCAACGAGCCCUCCUACCGAGCCCCGGUGGAGAAGCUCUUCUACCUGCCCCACGUCUGCAGCUACACCUGCCUCUCCCGCGUGCGGCCCUUCCGCCCGGACCAGUACCGCAGCAAGAACCCGCUCCUCGUCCCGCUGCUCUACGACUUCCGCCGCAUGAACGCCCGCCGCCGCAUCAACCGCAAGACCGGCUUCCACGUCAUCUACAAGAGCCCCUGCGGCCUCUGCUUGCGCAGCAUGGCCGAGAUCGAGCGCUACCUCUUCGAGACCGACUGCGACUUCCUCUUCCUGGAGAUGUUCUGCCUGGACCCUUACGUCAUGGUGGACCGCAAGUUCCAGCCCUACAAGCCUUUCUACUACAUCGCGGACAUCACUAAGGGGAGGGAGGACGUCCCGCUCUCCUGCGUCAAUGAGAUCGACAACACGCCGCCGCCGCAGGUGGCUUAUAGCAAGGAGCGCAUCCCCGGGAAAGGGGUCUACAUCAACACCAGCUGGGAGUUCCUGGUGGGCUGCGACUGCGAGGACGGAUGCCGGGACAAAUCCAGAUGCGCAUGCCACCAGCUCACCAUCCAAGCCACCGCCUGCACCCCGGGGGGCCAGAUCAACCCGAAUUCUGGAUAUCAACACAAGCGGUUAGAAGAAUGCCUACCAACAGGGGUUUACGAGUGCAACAAGCGCUGCAAGUGCAACGUCAACAUGUGCAACAACCGCCUGGUGCAGCACGGCCUCCAGAUCCGGCUGCAGCUUUUCAAGACGCAGAACAAAGGAUGGGGCAUCCGCUGCCUGGACGACAUCGCCAAGGGCUCCUUCGUCUGCAUCUAUGCAGGGAAAAUCCUGACGGAUGACUUUGCUGACAAAGAGGGCCUGGAGAUGGGCGACGAGUACUUUGCCAACCUGGACCACAUUGAGAGUGUGGAGAACUCCAAGGAGGGCUACGAGAGCGAGGCCAAGUGCUCCUCAGACAGCAGCGGGGUCAACCUCAAGGACGACGACGACAACUCGGGCUCGGACGACCAGGAGGAGUCCAACGAGGACAGCUCCGACGACAACUUCUGCAAGGACGAGGACUUCAGCACCAGCUCCGUCUGGCGCAGCUACGCCACCCGCCGCCAGACCCGGGGCCAGCGGGAGAACGGCCUCUCGGAGACAGCCUCCAAGGACUCCGGCGUGGUCCGGCAGGUCAGCCACGAGGAGGCCCUGCCUUGCAAACCCCCCGUCUCCGAGGAGACCUCCAAGAACAAGGUGGUGUCCUGGCUGAGCUCCAACGCCAUGGCGGACGGGUUGCAGGACAGCGACAGCCGCUCCUCUUUGCGCCUCCACGAAACGGGGGCCACACUAAAGACUGAAGCAGCCGAGAGUGAGAAGCCCGGGGCGGUUGCAUUCGGUGGCUCGGAGGGAGAGACCGUAGUCAAGAAGAAAGAGGAAUCUGAAGAUGGUAACAAACCUGCGCUAGGGGCCACCCCACAAAGGCAUUACGGCUACAAUCCCAACCCAGCCGUCCCUGAAGGUGUCCGGCGGCCGGUCAGCAAGACAGCUCUGCUUCAGAGUCGGAAGCAGCCGGAGCCUCAGCCGGGAGCCAAAGACGACGUACUGAUGCUCUCCAGCAGCACGGACAGUGACGGGGACAACAACGGGAAAGGGAAGGGCAACGCCAACGACAGCGACGACAUCCAGACCAUCUCGUCCGGUUCGGAAGAGGAGCCGGCGCUGGCUGCUGACGAGAAGAAGCCGUCCUUCUCCAAGCUGGGAGCGGUGAAGAGGCAGGUGGCCGUGAAGUCCACGCGUGGUUUUGCCCUGAAGUCCAUGCACGGCAUCCCCAUCAAGUCCACCCAGCUGGCCUACGGGGAGAGCGCGCUCGUGCGGAGGAACACGCGCCAGUUCUACGACGGGGAGGAGUCCUGCUACAUCAUCGACGCCAAGCUGGAGGGCAACCUGGGCCGCUACCUCAACCAUAGCUGCAGCCCGAACCUUUUUGUCCAGAACGUCUUUGUGGAUACGCACGACCUCCGCUUUCCCUGGGUGGCCUUCUUCGCCAGCAAGAGGAUCCGCGCGGGCACGGAGCUGACGUGGGACUACAACUACGAAGUCGGGAGCGUCGAAGGCAAGGAGCUGCUUUGCUGCUGCGGAGCCAUCGAGUGCCGCGGCCGGUUGCUGUGAGGUGGGGAACAAGCUCUAAAAACCCAGAGACAAACAACAAACUGGCGUCAAGGAGCCCCCAGUCCCUCCUCGCCCCCCUUUCUGCCACAAUUUGUGGUGUUGCGUUUCUUCGCUCGUGGUGGUCGGUCGGCGGCCUCGACGGGUGUCUCUUCGGUUUCGUGUUGUGUAUCGUGUCCGUGGAGGGGCUGUUCCUUCCUUUUGGUCCCACUAUGUUGUUUGAAAACAAUAAAAUGGGCCCGUUUCUGCCUAAA